This is a messenger RNA of Actinia tenebrosa (Australian red waratah sea anemone), 3752 nucleotides long. RefSeq lists its product as uncharacterized. NCBI's taxonomy places the organism in Eukaryota, Metazoa, Cnidaria, Anthozoa, Actiniaria, Actiniidae. Gene Ontology annotation, cellular component: RSF complex. Gene Ontology annotation, biological process: negative regulation of DNA-templated transcription. The record is from RefSeq and is a predicted model, not a curated record. Gene Ontology annotation, molecular function: histone binding.
UGUUGGAGAGAGAGACUGGUCUUUGUUCCAACAAAAUGGCGUCGACAGGGAGUAGCGAUGCUGAAGAAGACAUCCAAGAUCAAUCUUUUAGCCCCAAAAAGGUCGGCAGAGCCGCCGAAUAUCCCGAAUUUGCAAUCAUUUGGUCUUACUUGGAGAACUUUUGCGAGUUGCUAAGGUUUCCAGAGCUCAGUUUAGACGGUUUAGAGGACGGUUUUAACAGCCAUUCGUCUCGUAACGAAAAUUACAGACAACUUGAAUUCCUGUAUAAGAAGCUGUUGGUCAAAUUACAUAAGAACUUCAGGCCUGAAAAAUGGGAGAAAGCUUUACUAAAGGUUGCUAAGGAACAGAAUAUGCUAAGUUCAUGGGAUCUAGAGAACUUUGGAUACGAUGAACUUAAAGUCUGUACCAAGCUGGAAUUGUUUAAGAUGCUAUUAGAAAGCCAAUUUGAUUGCAAUAACAAGCUUAAGACCGAAGUUAACAAGAACUACGAAGCUGAUGAGCUACGGCUAAGACCUUUUGGGCGGGACAUGGAUGGACUUCUAUAUUGGUUUCACAUGGAUGAAUGUGGUGGRGUAAGGUUAUAUUCCACUGAAGAAGAUGAAGUGGAAAAUGAAUCAUGGAARCUUUUAGCAUCUGACCUUGAUGAAUUGGGGGUUGUUGUGGACUAUUUGGCGUUAAAAUCAGCAACCAACCCUAAAGAUAUUGUWAUGGCCAAGAGAGAAGAAGAAAGAAAAAAAGAAGCAGCCAAUUCAAAAUCAAAAAAAGGAAAGAAAUCUAAGAAAGCGGCUGUCAAAGAAGAAGAUGAUGAUGAUAAUCCAUGUGCAAGAUGUUAUUCUAAUGUCCAUCCAGAUUCAAUAUUAUUGUGUGACAAGUGUGACGCAGCCUAUCAUACAGCCUGUCUGCGACCACCAUUAUUGAAUGUACCUCAAGGAGACUGGUUCUGUCCAUUCUGUCAACAGCUUGUUUUACUAGAGAGGCUAAAAGAGAAAAAAACUMGAUUGGUUGCACGGCAAAAACUUAGAGCACGUCAGGCAAAGAGGCUUGAUAAAUCUGGGAUGAAUUUAUCCAACAUUUUACAGGGACCAAAUAGUGAUGAAGAACAGAUCGACACAAUAAGACGGUCUGGACGAGCAAGGAAAACAGUAGACUAUACUUUCAGAGAUUUUGAUGAGGAAAUCAAAGACGCAGUAGAAGUCGACAUAAAAAGCACUGAAAUGAAUGGCCAUCCAACCGGGAAACCUGCCUUCGCUGUUGAUCGGUUCUACACUGGCCGCAGCUCUUCGAAACCUGCAUCGAGGGUUGGAAAACGGAGAUCGCGAAGGCUGAAAGACUUAGAUUCAGGAAGUGAUACGGACUCGAAGUAUAGCGAUUUCGACUACGGCGCCAGUUCGGAUGAUGAUCGACCAAAGCCACCAAAACGCCAUGUUUACUUACGGAGGCAUAUUAUCGAGGAUGAUGAGGAAGAAGAUGAAAAUGAGGAAGACAAAAAGCAGGAAGAAACAACAAUUGAAGAAAAUGGAGACAAGGAGAAAACCGAGCAGGAUGAGGUGACGGAUGAAGGAGAUCGGGGUAUGAAUGAAGAGAACAGUAGUAAAGAUGUGAAAGAAAAAGAGAGUAACGAUGAACCGACUGAGGGUACACUAACAAACGAGCAAGAAAAAGCUGAAAAAUCUUCCAACGAUUCUCGCGUCUCUGGUAAAGAAGGUGAAGAAGACACCAGCUCGGAAAAGUCAGGACCCACAAUAAAGACCCCCUCUUUAAAAACUGUUAAAGACAGUGAAACGAAUUGCAAAGAUAACAGUGAGCAAGAUAAAGUUACACCCGAAGAGAAGAAACAGGUGGACGACAGUAACAAGAAGAAAGCACAUUCUGAUCAGCACAAGAAGGGUUUUCUUGAAGUACCUGGCCCACAGAGUAAGCCACCGCCUCUUGAACGUAUCAGCUCGCCUAAAAUAGACCCACUGCUCGAUUCUUUAGGCUUUGGUGCGCUAGCUUCGUGUUUCACUAGUAACGAAAGAUUACCUGCAAGACCUGAUCCUUAUGGCACCUUGCGAUCACCAACAGCGUCGCGCAGUCCUCGUUCACCCUUGAGGYCAGAUCCUGGUUUCCCUACUGACAGGAUGGGAGUAUCGAGAGUCCCUUCUUCGCCCAGUUCCUACCCUCGCGUGGGUGCUGAUAGUCGAUAUAGCUUCCCAGACUACGGGCAGGCUUCGUCGUAUGGAACUUAUUUCGGGUACAAUCAAUCGGGUCUCUCGACGGGUACUUACCCCGGCUCACCUCCAGGCAGACCGCCAUCUUACAGCAUCAGUAUGGCAGGAUCAAGACAAUAUCCAGGGUAUGACCAAGCAGCGUUCUCAAACAGGGAAACCUCUGCGUUCAGUCAGACACCACAGUCACCAUCCUACAAUCAGUCUUCUACCCCUGCUAUGACGCCGUUUGGCAACCCAUUAUCCACUGGCUACCCAACAGCUUAUUCUGACACGGGAUCACGCGCCGGAUAUUAUCAAUCUUCAAACCAGGGCUAUGAUAUACCGAGUAAGAGCUCUUACAGUCAUCCAUCACAGGGAUACUAUCCAGAUGAUCCAUUUUCUGCCGGAAUGUACUUAGGUAAUCCCACCGCAAAUCCCCUGCCACCCGGGGGUAUUAAUUCAUGGCCGACCCCUCCCCCAGGCAGUGGAUCGUACUUCCCCCAGUCCGGUAUGGGUCAAAAUAGAACAGGCAUUUAAGCAAGGGAAUAUCGUUCCAUGUAUGAAGUACCUAUGUGCUUAUCGAACCAAACUUUCAUGUGUAUUGCGCGGGCUGCCUGUGUUACUGAGUAACUGAAGGUGUUAUGUACUUGGGAUACGUGUGGCAAGACUGUGCUGAUUGUGUCAGAGACCUUAGCAAGUCUUCCUAGCCGGCAAUAUACCGGGACAUUUAUUGUAAAGUCAUAUAUACGUACGGACAUUUUAAAAUCGGUAUGCACAAAUGACAUGUUGUUUUAACUCGGAACUGUUUUCAAAAAAUCGAAUAUGAAUUACUACGUGAAAAAAUCUGAAGAGGAAUCACUUUUCUUGCUCUCUUAUACCGAUUGUUUUAUUCCUACUUCCUUGUUUUUUUCCUGUCUUCCUCUUUUGCUAAACCACAAUGUAUAAUGUUUAUCGAACAGAAAAAGGUGUUUAAACAACUCUCCCAUCCCACCCACAGGAAAUUCCUUCCCAUUGCAAUCACGGCUCGUUAAAAAACGACUAGCGCUAACAAACUAAAGAAAAGACAGCCUUUUUAUCCCUCGUUUAAUCCAUUAUCCUCGUGAAAUCAUUUAACAUUUUGUGGUUUUAACAUAUGCAUGAGGUUUAAUAACUAGGUGACAAAGUUUUAUUCUUGGUGAUAUACAAUGUGUACAGACCUCAGUGGAUGGUUUUAAACUCUAAUAAUGGAUUGUGUUCUGUAUAAGAAAGAGAAAAAAGAUAUGAAAUAUGUAAAGAAAGCACUCGAAUAUUCCUUCCUUUCUAGGUAACAAUGUAUCAUUCAAUCUUCAGUUAUUUGUAAUAAACCUAGGAUUAUCAAGAAGUGAAAAAAUGAAUGCUUAUAAAUAGCCUAACGUUAUGAAAAUGCUUGGUCAGGUUGCGCUUUGGAGGUUACGAACCCUUUAGUCACCAUCCCUGUUUUCGCUUCGCCAGUCAAUACGUAAAAUAAAACGAUAUUUUAUGAGAUUAUAUAUAUAUAUUAUAUAUAUUUAAGAAAUUUAAUAAACAACUCUGUUUUAACUGGAA